AUGUCGAAGGAGGGUGAUUGUGUUGAGUUCAGGGCGUGGAAAAACAUGGUGAGGCACCCGUUUGUAAUUUACGCGGAUUUCGAGGCGAUCUUGGCGAAGGCGGAGGAGGCGAGAGGGGGUAGUACCACGAUUAUUCAAAAACACGAAGCGAUGAGCUACGGGUUUUUGGUGAAGGCGAGCGAGGACGUGCCGGCGGAUUUAUUGGUUCAACACGAGAUACCGGCGGGGCCGGUAAUCUACAGUGGCAGCGAAGACAGGACGGACGUGGCGAGACAUUUCAUGGAGUCGAUUGUUGAUGUGGCCCGGAAAAUUGAAGGUCUGAUGAAGACGAACAUUCCUUUAAUCAUGACCGAGGGUGAAGAAAAAACACAUCAAGAGUGUAAUGCGUGUAACUUAUGCAAAUGCAUAUUAGUCGGGGGCGAUAAGGUUAGGGAUCAUGACCAUCUCACGGGCAAAUUUAGGCAGACCUUGUGCUCCAGGUGUAACCUGGAGUUGCAACAACCUAAAUUUGUCCCCGUAUAUUUCAUAAUCUCUCAAACUACGACUCGCACUUCAUAA
Molecule: messenger RNA, 558 nt
Organism: Macrosiphum euphorbiae (potato aphid)
Lineage: Eukaryota; Metazoa; Arthropoda; Insecta; Hemiptera; Aphididae
Source: the annotation of a GenBank genome assembly